CGUAGUUCGAGUUACUGUCCAGAAACAACACGUUAUCGACUAUAUCAUGUCGCAGAAAGCCCUCUUCCUUAAAUCAAAGCAAGCCACCUUCGAACUAGGAUCCAAGGAGAUCCCGAAGCCAGGCCCUGGCGAAGUCCUCGUCAAGAACUACGCAGCCGCGUUAAACCCUGUCGACUGGAAGAUCCAAGCGUACGGUCUCUUCCUCGACGAAUCCCGCUAUCCCGUGGUCCUUGGCUCAGAUACCGCAGGCGUAGUGGAAGAGGUCGGCGCAGGUGUUGCUCGUGUAUCCAAGGGAGACAGAGUUACUGCUCGAGGAACUUUUUUGACUAACAACCAGGCGGGCUUUCAGCAGUACACCCUCACCAAUUCAAACUUCGUAGCUAAGCUCCCCGAUACAAUCACCUUUGACGAAGCGGCGUCUCUCCCCGUCGGCGUGGACACGGCCUCCAUUGGGCUGUUUGGACCGAAAGACGGCAAUCUGACAUUUCCUGACAAGCUAGACACAUACAAAGGACAAACCAUCUUCAUUCUCGGCGGUUCCUCAUCUGUCGGACAUUACACUGUCCAAGCCGCACGUCUUGCCGGCUUCUCCACCAUCAUUACGACUUCAUCUCUGGCGCACGAAAACAACCUGAAAUCCCUUGGAGCUACGCACGUCAUCGACAGACAUGGUUCCCCGGACCAGAUUGUCGCCCGCGUGAAGGCAAUCACGUCCGACCCGAUCAGGAUCGUCUACGACGCCAUCUCCGAAGAUGACACCCAGAAGACUGCCUGGGCUGUCCUCGCACCCGGAGGACACCUGGUGUUGACACUCCCCCCAUCGGUUCGAACUGCGACAGGCGAUACCCGCACGCUCAAGUCCGUUCACGGUAGCCCCUUUAACCCAGUCAAUGCAGAGUUCUGCAAGAGGUGGUGGGAGAAGCUGCCUGAAUGGCUUGCCGAAGGGAAGAUUAAGCCCAACAAGGUUGACGUGCUGCCCGGAGGUCUGGAAGGUGUUUCAGCUGGCGUCGAACGUUUCAAGGCCAGCAAGGUUAGCGGCGUAAAGUUGAUCGUACGCCCUUUUGAAGGGCCUUAAGCAGUGAUGCUCGGUAAAAGAGCAGGAACUGUUUGUGACUUGGUGGCUGCGACAGUGGGCAUCAAAAAGCAUCCAGUGUAUAGAUGAAAAAUCAGUCGAAUGGGGAAUGGUGGCCUGUGUCCGCUUGUUAUUUGUACGCAGCUUCCUUCGUUUUGGCGUCAGACCUCCUCUUCCGAGCCAGUUGUGUUGGGGCCUGUAGAAUGAAUUUCGGCCGACUUAUCAUCGUCACCAGUGUCUCUCCGCUCUAUCAUUGAACGAGUGAAAGGCGGCAGUAAAGUACUGUCCGUUUUCGACGCCACAGGCGGCAUUGGUGACACUUCGAUCGCCGACGUGAGCACCUCGCUCCUGUCGCCUACGUCUGCAUCCUCGCGAUCGCGCAACCCAAGGAGUCGUGCGACACAGGUGAUAAUGACGAACAUGUUACAUAUCAACAGUGAAAGCGAA
Messenger RNA from Coniophora puteana RWD-64-598 SS2, 1519 nucleotides. RefSeq names its product GroES-like protein. NCBI's taxonomy places the organism in Eukaryota, Fungi, Basidiomycota, Agaricomycetes, Boletales, Coniophoraceae. Gene Ontology annotation, molecular function: oxidoreductase activity, acting on NAD(P)H. The record is from RefSeq and is a predicted model, not a curated record. The transcript has 5 exons. Bases 47 to 1075 code for a protein of 342 amino acids.